AUGGUGAAAUCGUCCAAUGUGAACAAAUCACAAACGGAGAAUUACGAGAUAUACAGAAACAAUGUGAAUCAGUUCGUCGCGUCCAAAUAUAAAUGGUGGCAGUUCUGUUGUAUCCUGCUGUCUUUAUGCGUGAUGACAUCGUGCCAGAGCAGCAUUCUCGAUAUGCCUAUUGCAGUGGAUUUAUUACGCGUAAUUCGGAACUGGGGUUUGAGUGCUUUCGGUAAGUCUAAAUACAUUAACUUCGAAGGUCGAACAGGAAUGGAUGAAAAUUAUUUACAAUUGGCGAGAAGUGCGGGCAAAGUGCAAAAAGCCAUUCCCGAUUAUGUCCCGUUUCCGUGCAACGUGACGGUGGGGCGAUCAUCAAAGGUACCAGAUUCGGUGCAUAAAUUAAGACCAGGCGAUAUUGAUGUUCUUGGCGCCAUGGGAGAUUCGGUCACGGCUGGAGCUGGAGUUUUCGGAACCAAUACUUUUCACAUUGCAGUAGAUAACAGAGGAGCUACCGCAGUCGCUGGAGGUCAAGGCACAUGGAAGCAGUAUCUGACUGUUCCCAAUAUCCUCAAAGUAAAUCAUGAAGCACGCAGAAGAUUUUCCUGGAACCAUCUAACAAACAGGGCUAGACGCGAUUGCGCAGGCGCGGCUGUAUACUUUAUAUUUUUCAGGUGGCAAGAGAUAGAUAUGGAAAUCGCUACUUAUCCGGAAUUUCAGAGAGACGAUUUCGUAGUUGUAGCGCAACCCGUCUUGAUGGAUUUAACUAUUCCACUUAAGUCAAAUGGAAAAGUCGAUUUAACGUAUUUAAGUGCCGAUUGUUUCCACAUUAGUCAAAAAUUGAACGCUUGGUGUAAGUCACAUAAAACAUAUUAGUAGGAAUUAUUACUAAUACAUUAAAUUUUAACGAACUUUGGUCUUUUUGAUGAAUACAUAAUAUACAUUAAUAACACUUUUUCUUCACUUUUGCAGACGCAAGCUUUCUAUGGGAGAGUCUGUUCCAACCAGUAGGUGCUAAAAUGACGAAGCUGACCGACAAUCCACCGUCCGAAAAAUUUUAUUGUCCUACAGAGAAGAGGCCUUAUUUGGCUACAAUGUUGAAUUCAAGAAAAUAACGGCUAACAAAACUGACUGUUAAUUACGUGAAAGACAUUCAUACUUGACGAGAGAGAGAGAGAGGGGGGAGAGAGAGGGGGGAGAGGGGAGAGAGAGAAAGGGGGGGGAGAAUAACUGAUUACGUCGACAAAAAAUAUUAUUUAUUAUUUCAGUGCUUUACAUGAGAACGAAACAAAUUACUAAUAAUUACAGGAACGAGCAGCAAUUUUAUUCCAUUCCUUUCAUGGUUUUAUAUAUUUAACAUUUCUUUUAUGUAGUAUUUAAUGUAGUGUGUACGUUGUUGCGUAUGUAUGUGUGUGGCAGGGAAUAAAAUUAAAGUAAAAUGGAAAGAAUUUUAUACGAGUCCAUACAUUUCCUCGAAGAACAAUAGAUAUGGGUAAACGAACCAGAAAGAUUUGUAUGAGACACAUGCACACACACUGUGCGUACGAAAAAUUUGUCUUCUUUCAAAUCCGUUAUUGCGUAUUAAAAAGUCUACUAAUUCUAUUUACAUUUUCUGCAUUUAAAAUGAUGUAUCGGAGUGUAUUUUUGACGUUAUAUAAAAAAGAGAAAAGAGACGGAAUUAAGAGAACCAUUUAAACGCCUAUUGUCGCGCUUGAAAGAAGCAGUGAAGAAACUCUUCUCUGUAUGAUGUAGCCAUAAUUGAAAGAGAGACAUUUCAGGAAAAAGAAUUAGUGGCUUAUAAAUCGUCGUAGAAACUUUAACGAGAGAUAAAAAUAAAAGUUAUGUACUUCCUGUUCUUUUGUAUUUUUUAUACAUUUAACUUGUAAAAGCGUUUUAUAUGAAACAAUCUAUAUUAUAAUACGGUUACUCUCUGGCCCUCCUUGCCUUUUUAUAGUAUAUGUAUAUUGUAUAUAUAUCUUUCGUGUAAGUUUUUUCCUGUGCAUAUAUCAUUGUUGAUAUAUUAGUACGCUUUAAUCUUUAAAUUAUUUCUGAAAUAUAAAGCAUGCUGUACUAACAUUAUCAACAAUUGUUUUAUUGUUAGCUAAUCAAAAUUAGUUGCUUUUAUUUUAGUCACUUUCUUGCAAGACACGCAGUGGUCCUUUCUUGCUUUCUUUUUAUAUUCUUUUUUACCAUUCUAACAGGGCUUCCGAUAUAUAGAAAAAUACGGAUUUUUUCACAACAUAAGAAGUAAAUGAAAAUGUCUAUCCUAAUUGCUAUGUUAUUAUUUAGUUAGUUAUUAUAUAAUUAUAAUUUCCGUUUUGUUUUUAUUAUUUUUAUCUUAUUAUUCUCUUUUUGCCAGCAAUUUGCCGUUAAUUAGAAAUUGAUAAUGGUGCAACUAAAUGUAUACAAUAAAAUUUGCUAUUUCACAGAUACACAAUAUAUAUUAAAUACGAUAUUGUGCUUUACAGCGCAAUAAGAUUUUUAAGUGUGCGUGAUAAAAGAUUGCAAGAAAGCAAACGCAGAUUUGCAAAUUUUUUCAACACCAAUUGCGUUUACAUGUUUAAACAUUGGCUAGUAUUUUUAAGACAGAGAAGUAUACGAACGAGAAGAAGGACGAGUGAAUUCGCUUGUUCUCGUUUGCAUCUGUUAGCAGCAAUUAAUUAAAGUUUAACUUGUUAACUAAUUUAUAAGAGAAGAACAUUUUGGAUUCAUCGAUCAUGAGACACUUCUGAGACAAUUUUUAUAUUUUCUUUCCUUUUAUUUUGUACUGAAACUCUAAAAAUUUUGCUAUCAAGAAUUGUUUUUUCAAUAUUCUGCUACAGACAGUUUGAAAAAAUAAAGAGAUCUUAAGUGAGAAAAUAUAAUAUUUCUUAAAAAUAGUAUUUUUUUAAAUAAUUCCUUUUUUUACUUACAAGGUUAUUUUUGUAAAGCUAACACAUCAAUAUGUAUAGGUUUAAAAAUAAGUUUAGGACAAAUCAAUAUUCGCGAAAAGUCAAACAAAUUAAAAUGUUUAAAUUUGUAGUAUUUUACUUUGAAAAUAUUAAAAUGUUUAUCUAGUUAUUAUAGCAUUUGUAACUACGCACAAUUCUUAAUUCUUUUCUGAUGAUAAUAUAUAAACUCUUAGAUAAUAUGAAGCGUUCGGUGAUAAGAGCAACUUUACAAUUUGCAAGUUCCGCAUUAAAUAUAAAUAGUUAUAUCCAAAAUAGAGUUUGCAAAUUAUAAACUUACUUCAUUCUUCUAUUGCGCACUUACAGCAUUUUUGAACAAUUUCGGUGAAUUUAAGUUUGAUUAUCCAUGAAUAAUAUAAUAAUCUCGACUUUUUCCAUGUUCCUUUUUUCUUGUUUUAAUAUUGAGAAUAAAAUUCUUACAUGUGGAUACACAGAUCCUCUCAGAACAUCUCAUGUAUAAUACAAUGCGUGGUAUCACCUCAGGAAUUUUCUCGCAUCAUCGACGAAUCGAUACUUAAUCACUUGGUGCAUCAUUCAAGACUGUUAUGUAAUUACCUAUUGCCACAAAACCAAUUGAAAGUAGAUCGCAGUAUUUCACUUAAUCGCUAAUUAUUCGUACUCUCGUAUUAACCCGUAAUUCUACCACGCUGUGACUCUAAUCCACAUGCGCGACGAUCAACAUUCAACAUGCAGGGAACAUCACAUUGAGUUUGAUAUAUCACGACACAUCGUAUCUAUGUCUUAACUACGUUAAGGGUGUCUCUUCCGUGUUGCUACAUUUUUUUCUUUGCCACGCGAAUCGUAUCUUUCAUCGCGUGAAGGUACGCGUGAUCGCUCGCAAAUCGUAAGAAUUUCAAUUUGUAAUAACUCUAAUGACAAAGCAAGAAGAAUCAUCGAAAUCCCUUCUGUAAAAGGCUUUACAAGGCCAUAGUGUGUUUCGUUUUGCGUUGAUCUACUCCAGAGUCCGACACGUCUAUAAUCACAUCGUUCGCAUAGCUCUCUGACAUUGAAAUAUAACUAAGAAUCAUGUAACUUUAUCGGAUAACACAAUUGCCUUAUCUAAAAAUAUAUUAAAUUUAUAUAACAAUUUCUAACGCUCCUGAUUAAAACUAAUCAUCUAAAAUAUAUCUGUAAAAAAAUGUGAACGCCUUUUCAAUAUUAGAUAUUUACUAAAAGUUGCAGUAUUGAAAAUAGAAUGAUAAAAUUCAGUUUCAUUUUUAGAGCGGACGAAUAUUACAAUCUACGUAAGUAAUCUAUGUGUGUGUGUGUGUGUGUGUGUGUGUGUGUGUGUGUGUGUGUGUGUGUGUGUGUGUGUGUGUGUGUGUGUGUGUGUGUGUGUGUGUGUGUGUGUGUGUGUGUAAUAUAUAGUAUAUUUAUAUAUAAGUACAGUACGAACUCGCUGCUUUGCUUCGCACAAAUAAAAUUUUAUAAAAUGCAUAAAAUUCCACGUAAAUUCGUAAACUCGACAGCUCAUGACAUAUGUUACAACCGAGGGAAAUCAGCUUACUGUACACGAGUGAAACAUUCUUUAAACUGCCAUUCCUAUGGCUGAUGAGAAAAUGGCAGAAUCUUUCCCCAGUGAAAAGAAAUUGUGCAAAAUGACGGCAAAAUGAGAGAGAGAUGACGAUAACGUUAUUCAAAUGUGGUAUUCAUAUUAAGUUGAAUGAGUCGUGUAAAUUGUCCAUUAUAGAAUAAAAGUUCAGUUAAAUUAAUUAUAAAAAAGAAAGAAAUUAUAUAAUUAUAUAUGUAUAAUUAUUAAUUAUAUAAUUUCUUUCUUUAUUUUAACUUCCUUUCCUAUUCCGUGUAAGUUAUUUGUACUCUUGCGUUUACAUUAAUCCUGGUUCUACAAUUAAUUUAACUGAACCUUUAUUCUAUAAUUUACACAGCGACUCAUUUCAACUUAAUGGCGAAUGUCACUUGGCGGCCGACUAAUCAGAGGGAGAAAACACCGUGACGAUCAACGUAUGGGACAUUUUGCGCUUUUUCGUCAUCGUCAUUUCCCUUUCAUCUUGCCGUCAUCUUGCACAAUUCCUUUUCACUGGGUCAACAUGUCUAAUUGUAUAAGUAUCCUACCAUUACUAACGAUAUCAGAAAGACGAAACUCGGAGGAUAUUGGAAAGGACAGCUCGAUUGCUUCAGUACGUGCGGAAUCUCGAGUUACCUCGAGCAGAAUGAUAAGUGCCGUAGACGCGAGAGAAACGUGAGAGAAAGUCGAGACCAAGAACUUGCUCCUAAUCACGAAAGAACAUUUCAAACAACAUGGGAUCACUUUAGUCAGACCUAAAUCAGUUUCUGCUGGAUGAUUAUCGCUAGAAACACAUUUAACUAUCAGUUCCUAAUGGUGUUCUGCGGCGAAAAUUAUUUGGGUCCCGAAUGAUUAUUGUAACUCGUUUAAGAUCUCCCACGUACGUUUCCGUUUUUCGCCUUUCUCUUCUCCUCACGAAGCCAGUCGCGUACUUGCUUCGUUUUAAUUACACAUUUUACAAAUCAUUAAUUUUUAACGAUUAGUACUUAUGCGUACGUAUGUAACAAUUAAUCGCGCAUCUACGAGGAUCAAGCAUUCGUGGGUAGACGUUCGUCUCGCUAUAUUCUUUCGGUUUGUGGUUUUAGGCCGUACUUGAGCAGUCGCUAUUAAGAAAUCGCGAUCAUUGUUUUAUUGCCGACCGCAUGAAUCAUCCUCAUGAGAUUUAUCUUCUCGGGAAAUAUGCCAAGAUAUGAUCGAGUAUGACAGAAAUUGUAACGUUCGCGGUCACGAACAAAGCGUCGUGGACGAAAAGGGAGCUACAAUAUUAGCAUCAAGUGGCGAUUUUCCUCGUCUUUUCUUGCACAGUGUUUUGUCACGAAGUAAAGUGCGAUAUAUCAUCGAUGUGUCGGUUUAACUUCCAGUUAUAUAAUGUUUUAGCGUUAUUAACGCGAUUAAUGUUAUUUAAUUGAGAAGAACUUGAAGUAAAUUCGAGCGAAUAUAAAAUUGAUUUAUAUCGUCGAAAUGCUGAUAUGAGCUCACUUCCUAGACAGACCGGAAAAAUGAUCGCUGAUGUUUGACCCACGUGAAGACACGCGCGCAAUUCCAUGAGAUUGUCCCUGACACUUACAAUUAGACGUUAGAAAGAGUACAACACAGAUAUGUACGGGAAGAGACCGUUGCUCGUAACUCUUAAUUAGUAGCAUUCUCGACGAGGCGACCAAAUCGCGUUAAUGUUCAUUUCAGGAAAAAGAGAGACUACUUCCUUUCAAGUGAUUCAUCGAUCAUUUUUCUAAAAAUUCUAUAAGUUUAAUCUGUAACUAGUCGGCCUGAUAAUUUAUAAUAUAUCGAAUAUACAAUUAUGCAAUAAUUCGCGCUGCAUGUGUACGUGUGUGUUGCCUCUAGAAAGAUUUUACACACGGCUCGCAAUAGUAUAAAUUAUAAUAAAUACGAUAUAUUAUUAACUUCUAGAGAUUCUCAUAGCGUAUAUCUGAAUUAGUAAUUUCGAUUGUCAAGGUUGAUACAACGUAUGUAUAACUAUUGCGCAUGCACGUGUGUAUUUGUAUUUGUUGCUUAUUUGUGUGCGUGUGUAUGUAUAUGUAAAGUAUAUAUGUGUUUUUUGGAGAUUUUAUAAGAUUAAGCUCGAGCUUUGCCAAACAUUGCUAGAAGAUUUUCAGAGAAUUUCAGAGAAGUGAGAGAAGCACAGCAUGUGAAAUGGUUAAACUUUGUUCUCAGAUAAUUGUUUUUAAACAUAUAAAUAAUUUAAAUACAUAUAAGCAUAUAAAAAUAAAUAUAUAAAUUUUUAUGUAUUUCUAUAAGAGUGUAUCAAUAAAAAUGAACGCGCGUAUAAGUAGAAUUAAUAAACUAAAAGUAUAAUUACGAUAUUUAUAAACGUACGAACAAAAAGAUAAAGAUUUAAACAUGAAAAAAUAUUGAAUGCAAUUCAAUUCAAAUAUUGAUAAAAUAAUAUUUUAGAGACCAAAAAAUUGAUUUAUCAUCAUCAGUAACUUUUGAUUAUUAUAGAUCAUUGUCAUAUAUAUCAUGGUUUAUAAAACUCGUUACAGAAUUGCAAAGUGCAGAUUCUCGUCUCGAUUUUAUCGGUGCAGCACUCAUGCUUUUUAUGGCCAGAAGAGAGAGAGUUGCAACAAUAGCGAGAUACUAGUGACAGUAAUAGCAACAAUCGCGAUGACGAUAACUAAUGGUAUCAGAAUAAUGGUAAUAGUAACAGUAAUAGUAGUUACGUUUAGGUCACUUCAAAGGCUAGUAGAAAACGUGCCUAGAACGUGCUCAGCUACUUACAAAGGAGAAGUCUCCCAUUUAAAGCGUACAUGAUUGCAUUUUCUUACAAGAAGAUUGUCCAUGCGAUAAUCUUCAUGCGACGAAACUUUCGACGGAGCACGUACGUCCGUUCGUGAUCGAACUGAUCCGCGACUUGCGUCCAAAGUUUCAUCGACUUCUCUUUACUUUUGCCACGAAUAUCUCGUUCGCGCUUGUACUUUUUGCUUAUAUCAUUUGAGAUUAUCUUGAACUUAUUUCUUUAUCUCAGUUUUUCAUUUUUGUGUAACUUAUCGUCAUUUUAUUUCUGAA
This is a messenger RNA of Ooceraea biroi (clonal raider ant), 7482 nucleotides long. RefSeq lists its product as uncharacterized. Lineage: Eukaryota; Metazoa; Arthropoda; Insecta; Hymenoptera; Formicidae. The record is from RefSeq and is a predicted model, not a curated record. Gene Ontology annotation, biological process: phospholipid metabolic process. Gene Ontology annotation, molecular function: glycerophospholipase activity.